GGAGGGUGUAUGCUCCUGAACAGCCAUGGCAGGAACUAUGGUACGCAUUGGUGACCAGCUCAUCCUGGAAGAAGAUUACGAUGAGACAUACAUUCCCAGUGAGCAAGAAAUCCAGGAUUUUGCAAGGGAGAUCGGGAUUGACCCUGAGAAGGAGCCGGAACUGAUGUGGCUGGCCAGGGAAGGCAUCGUGGCUCCGCUACCACCUGAGUGGAAGCCCUGCCAGGAUAUCACUGGUGACAUUUACUACUUCAACUUUGCUAAUGGCCAGUCCACGUGGGACCACCCCUGCGAUGACCACUAUCGAGAGCUCGUCAUCCAGGAGCGAGAGAAGCUCUCGGUACAAGGCAGAUUGAAAAAGAAAGAGAAGAAGAAGAAGAAAGAGAAGAAAGACAAGAAAGAGAAGCAGUCGCUGAAGCAGGCUUCAUCUUCAGGCACCCUGCUGGCACCCGUCCAGGCUCCCUUGGGGAAUCUCGCACCGUUGCGUGGCCUUGUGGACUCUUCUGCUCGUGUCCUUCGUGGCUCGUUGAACUCUGACGUGGGAAGCUCUGUGGACUCCAGUCUCCUGCUCAAAGGAGGAACUCAGCCUGCAGAGACCUGUAAGCCCUCCAGCCAGACCAAGAAGUUGCUGGGACUGGUCUGUGAAGAGAAGAGUUCCUUAAACACCACGACUCAAGAUAAAAGGAGAAGUGAAGAGGAAGAAAGUGAGAAUGAGAGUCUCCGUGGAACUGCAAGACUGUUCAAAAACCUGCACAUGGAUAUCAGUGCCCUGGGAGGCAGCUUUGAAUCUGAGGAGAGCAGCAAAGCCAUGGAGGAAAACCGUGGCAGCCGGUUAGCUGAUGUCACUGAAGCUGAUCUCCAGCACCGAAGGAGCCCCGCAAAGGAAGCUGGAAGUCCGAGAGAGAAGGAGUCUUUAAAAUCGAGACCCGCUGAAGAAGGGCAAGAGUCUUCCUUGGAUUCUGACGAAGCGUGCCCACCGACUCCAGUUAAAGUCCUUCCUGGAGAUGCUGACAGUAGCCUGUCUGGCCAGAACAAAGAGGAGUCUGAUGGGAAACUUGCUGGGAAUGAACUACUGGGCAAGAAAGAUGCUGAGGUGGAAGGCGAAGUCUCUGCAGUUGAUGAGUUGCCACAGUCUCUGGGGGAAAGGAGAGCAGCUGGGACUGAUGUGCCCAGCAGUCCCGGGCAACCUCGAGCUGCAUCUCCAGAUGCUGGAGCUGCUGAGGCAGAUCAGCUGGCAAGCCUGGCUGUCACCGUCGACACUGUGUCUGUUGAUGAGAAGAUUGUAAAUGAAAUGAGGGAAGAAGCAGCUGAUCUAAAAACAGACAGCAUGCUGGAUGCUGGCAAACUUUCAAAGGCAUCUGAGACCAGUGACUAUGGGGAGGACUUGCUGGUUUCUAACCACUCAGAUCGUGAGCUGAUUCAGCCUAUGGAUCUGGGUUUCCACAGUCGACUUCCUGAGCAAGUAUUGGAUGUGGGUAUUCUUUCUCCUGUUUUGGACAGCCCCAUGUGCAAGGCACAGGAGCUGGGAGAAGAGGAAAAAGACCAAAGCAAAGCCAGUAUAGAGGAAGAGCAAAGCAAAAGAACAAAAGCUACUGAGAGUGAAAGGGAUCAAAGUGAAACAUCAGAAGAGAAGUGUUUUGCUUUAGAAAACCCCAAACAGGAAGAGGCUGUGGCCCUGGAGCCGGAGGAGGGAUCGCUGGAUAGCCUAAUCAAUCUGGAGGAGCUUGCGGUCCUGCAGAAAGCGCAACCUGAGGAAGAAAUCAAACAGGAGACCUUGAACCACCCUAAUGAAGAAUCCCUAGAGGGAAUAGCCAAGGAGCUGGAGAAGGAGGCAGAGCAAGAGAAAAUGCACUUAUUACAAGCAAAGAAGGAGAAAAUUCAGCAAUUCCAGGAGGAGAUGAGGCAGCAGGAGGAGCAGGAAGCCCGGGAGCUUCAUCAGCAAAAAGAAAAAUCCCUCAGGACUCUGAAAGAGGAUUUGGCAAAGGCUUCCAAAGAGGAAGAGUUGCGGGUGAGAAAGGAAGAAACUGAAAGACUUUCAAAGCUGCGAGCCCAAAUCACCUCAGAGACGGAGGCAGAGAAGGAGAAGAUAAGGGCAGAGCAAGAGGUUGCACUGCAAAAACUGAGAGAAGAGUGGGAAUCGCUGCAGGUGACAGAGAAGGCGAACCUGGAGGGGAUGAAGAAGCUUAUUUUGGAGAAAAUGAAGCUGGAAAUAGAGGAUGCUCAGCAGAGUGAGAUGGUCAGAUUAGAACGAGAGAAGGAAGAAUUCCUGAGUGAGUUCAAGGAGAGAUUAGAAAGGGAAAAAAAGAAGGCCACAGAGGAGCUAGAGAAGCAGUUUGCAACAGAGCUCCAGCAGCUGAAAUCCACAGCAGCAGAGAAGCAUCGAAAGGCCAUUUCCAGCCUGCAAACCCAGAUAGCAGAGGCACAGAGGACUGAGGAGGCUCAGCUGCGUGAAGACUUGGAGAGGGCAGAGCAGAAAGUCCAGCAAAAAGCAUACCACGUAAUAGAAUAUGAACGCGAGCUCAGUGAGCUUUUGAGAGAGAAACGCCAGGGAGUGGAAAAAGACCACGAGAGGAAAAUGGAGAGGAUGAAAGAGGAGCACCAGGAGGUCCUAGCAAAGAUUCGGGAUCAGUAUGAGGAGGAGGGGAGAAAACAAAGAGCAGAGCUGUCUGAGGGCCUGCGAAGUGAGGUGAUACGCCUCCGACACCUUCAUGAAGCGGAGGUGAAAGCUCUACAGGCAGAGUUGGAUGAGCGGCUCACUGAACUGCAGCACAGGCACAGGGAAAAGGAAAGAAAACUUCAGGAUUCAGAAAAUGAGCUUGAAAUGCGAGCAAAGGCUGUCAAGGCCAAAUCGGUACAGCUCCUUAACCAGGAGGAGACUCUGAGAAAGAAAAGGCAGCAGCUGCUGGAUGAAGACAGACGGACUGAGCUAGAGAGAGAAGAAGCUGCUUUGGCUUCUCAGCUCCGUCUAGAGGAGAAUAGAAAAGUGCACAGCAACCUUCUUGACUCCAUCCGGCAACUGCGUAAGUCUCUUGAAGAGCUCCAAGAUCAGAAAGCUGAGCUGGAGGCCCAGGUGGACUUGUUGCAGACCCGAAGCCAGAGGCUGCAGAAACGCAUCAGUGAGCUUGAGGCAGCUAUCAGGAGCAAACAGGAGAUUUUGAAAGAACUGGAGGCAGAAGAAAGUGUAGGAUCUCCAAGAGGUAAAGCUGAGCUCCACGUUGAAGACCUGGCAGAAACUAUCCAAGCUCACUCAUCCAGAGAGCCUGCUUCCCCACCUUCUCAAAGCCACGAGGACAACAACUUCCAGUAUGAUCACGUCAGGAGCUACAUCUCUGCAGAAGGGAUUUCCAUUAGGAAUGCCAAGGAGUUCCUGGUGCGCCAGACCCGCUCCAUGAGGAAGAGGCAUACAGCACUGAAAGCUGCAAAGCAGCAGUGGCGCCAGGACAUGCAGAAAGCACAGGAGGUGGUACAGGAUCCUGACAGCUCCCACCUCCUGGAGGGUGUGCGCAGGAACUUGGAAGAGGAAGCGAAGCAGUUGGACAAGAUGAAGUCGGCUAUGCGGAAAGGACAGGUGCUGCUAAAGAGGAAAGAGGAGAAACUCAGCCAGCUGGAGUCGUCGCUGUUGGAAGAGCUUUCAGAUGAAGAUACACUGAAGAGUGCUGCAUGCAAAAAGAUGGUGACUUUUGAUCUCAGCAACUCCGAGGAUACAAACAGCAUGUCCAGUGCAGAUGUACAUCAGCAUAAAUUUGAUUUGAGAACUGAUCUGCAGAUUGACCCCCAGCUGGACAAGAUCCGGUACUUGACAGACUCUCUGCAGCGCAUCACGAGUGAGCUGAAUGGGGUCCUUGGCAUUUUGGGCUCUCUGAACAAUCGUCAGUCUCCACUCUUCACCUCGACACAGGUGCCCGUGCAGGUGCCCUGCGACAGCAUCCCUCUUUCUACCUAUGCCUCCUUGGCAGGAGUCCAGGCGGGUGGCUCCUUGGUGCCUCCUGCCAAGGUGUCUCUGGUUGACCGGUGGGCCUGGAACACUGGGCUGAGCUCCAGCUGCUCUUUCACAGCUGGACAGUCAGUGGACAGCACCCUGGCAGAGAAAUGGCACAAGUAUUUCCCAGGUGGGUUACCAUCGCUCAGUGGAAGUUCUGCUUUUCUGGACAGCAAGCUGGGUUACGUACCUGCAGAUGAGCAAAUCCGCCUGUUCCAGCACUCCCAGUUCCGGGGCUCUGAGUCAGAUCAGAUGACUAUUCAAGGAAUGAUCGAGACCAACAAGAAAUGGCUGGAAGACUUCAAGAGGGAUUCAGAAGUGCCUCUCUUCCCAGGUGCACAGAAGCCCCCUGCCAGCAGCCCCAGCCUACUUCAGCUAGGACUGGAUGAAAACAAACAAAUUAAAGUGUACCAUUACUAAAAGGUGGGACCUGGUGUUUUCAGCCCUUGGCCACGGGCACAGUGCCUCGAGAGAUGGUGGCUAGGGCCCGUGUGGUCUCCCUCACGACAUGUUGUGUUUCGGUGAUGCCCAGCCAUCUCUGUUCUGCCUCUGUGCUGUGCCCUUGAAAUAAAGUCUCUUAGCAAGAGAGCAGAGACAGGAGGAAGUGAACUUCCCAGGUGGAUUCUUCUAAUCCUGUAAAGUGUCCAAAUAUACUUUAUAGACUGUUUAAUCCAGUGGUGAAAUAUCAGACCUUCAAUAAAUCAACAGUUCUCUCAUUAGUAUUCUAGCGAUCGUGAGACAGAGCUGUGAAUCAUGGAGGACUUUGAGUAACUGGUCAAGGGGGAGGACGUGAAUCCAGCUGAGACUUUGCUAGAGGAAGUGCAUCAGGAAAGCAGCCCACACUGAUGCCCAACAAAUGCUUCACGGCAGGUGAGCAGAGUCAUCUGGCCUCCGUGGCACGUGCGAGAGCAGGGGAGAACGAGCAGCAAAACGGCUGUAGAAUCUGGGGAUUUCUAGUGGAAAAUGUUUACCAGAUUUUGCGCUCUGGGCUUUGGUUUUGUGAGGCUGAUUGCUAACAUGCAGAACGGCGGAUUCUGACUCUCUGGGAAACGUUCCUUUUUGCCGAUGUGGAAGCAACAGAAACGAAGCCGAGGGUGGCUUUCGUGGCAGAUGUUCUGGAAAAGGCCACCCUGGUUUCCCCCUCUUGCGGGGGCGCCGGCCAGAGCUGCGCAGCGUGGCUCUGCUGGGGGCUCGUCUAGUUCGUUCCAAACGUGCUGACGCAGGGGGGCGAGGAAGCACGGGACACUUUCUGCUGGCACAGCCACCGUUGGGAAGCUCAGCCUAGUGUGAAUGUCGAGAGGAGAUGAAGCCCCACCUGAGUCCUUUCAUAGCCUGGGGACGAGUCCAGAGCUCGGCUCCACAGCUGGGGUGUCCUCCCAUGCAGGAAUGUGGCUGUGCCGCUCCAGCGCCUCUGUCAGGCCCUCAGAGGGCAGGGCUCGCGUGACGGUGAAGUCGGGGCUGUGCGUGGCCAGGAGCAAGGCCGAGGCACUGGGAGCUGCUGCUCUCAGACCUCAGCUGCAGGAGGGUGGCUCGUUGCUUUACUUACCAGGUGGCUGCAGUUGUGUAGCGCUGGAGAAGCUUUGUCCAGAAGAUCUGGCAUCGCCCUGCUGGGGUGCGUGGAGCAGGGAGGAGGCAGACAGCGCUGCUCUAACCAGUGGGGGGAAGGCAGGCUAGGCUCUUGUACGGCUGAGUGGGAGAUGUGGUGUUUGGUUGUGAUAUCAAUCUUUCCUGCAAGCUGACUUUAAAUAUUUCAUGCUUUAAAAAAUGCCGUACUGCUUGCCGUUUUGUCUGAUUAAAAAGUCUGCAUUUCAAGGGUUUUGUCUGUGAGAAAUCAUCUUCAAAGCCAUUCCCUCUAGAGAGGGCUGAUGCAGGGAGGAUGGGGAAGUUGCUGCUCUGGACCCUUCAGCGUUCUGCGUGUUUCUCAGCGUGGCUAGUGAUGCCGCACAGCAGAGCGGAGCAGAACCGCCCCCCUGCUCUGCUUCCGGCGGUUGUGUGCUGGCACAACAUCGUGGCAGUCCGUGCUGCGAGUGAGGCCAGGGAACGUUUACCUGCAAAUAGAAAUAUAUUUUUGAUGAAUAUUUUAAAACUCUCAAGAAGAGUGUCUGUAUUCACAUUUUUUGCUGACCGUUUUUAGAACUGUUUAAACAACUUGGCCAGCCUUUGUCCUAGGGCAGGUUGGUUUUCCGGUUGGGUCCACAUUCAUGGGUCUGACCACAGGGUUUAGGCCUUCGCGUGGAUCCUCCCCCCGCCGCUUGCUCAGCGAGCGCAGGGCAGGCCUUUUCCAGGCACCGCCAGCAGCGAACAUCACGCCGACGUCCUUGCUGAGGAAAUCCGGGUGGGCUUUUAUCUGCGCUGGCCGAGCAGGGAGGCCUCGGAUGGCCCCAGGGAACGGCAGCUGGCCAGAGGAAUCCCUCCGCAGGAAGGGAUGGAUAAAAUAUUGAUUUCCUGUCUGCCCUCAGGUUACACCAAUCCCUGUCUGUAGAGAUUUUGCUUCUGGUUCGCCUGCUAGUAGCGGGACCCGUGGCAGGCCUUCCAGGCAGUUAUUUUUGUUAGAAGCCUGCUGCUCUGGCUUUCUGUUACGCGAGGAGGUUGCCAGUCGGUCGGACGCUGCACCCGGAGCCUGUGGUUGAGUCCAGUCUGUGCGUUCUGAAAAGCAUAUAUGAGUAGUGUGGAGAAAUGCCUGUUUUCUUAGCAAUACUGUGUUUUGAAAUGUGUUUAUUUUCCCCUUAAAGUUUGAUACCAAUUGUGUUUUGUUUUAUAUGCAAAUUAAAUCAACCUGGGUAUGUUUUGUGAGUCGGUGAUGUUUGCAGCUUUAUUUUUUCUUGAUGAGAUGCUUUCUUUCCCGGUUUUGUUGCCCUAGAUAUCCAGCUUCUCCUCACCUUUCACAUCUUCCCCUGCUCGUCUCCAGCCUGCUUGAUGCUUUCUCUUGUCAAGGUCGUCUUUGGCAAUUUCCAAGACCACUUCCGCUCACUGUGGCUUUAUUACCGUUAUUCUGUUAAGCACCUGGCUAGGGUAGCGAAUGCAGGGGCAGAGAGAAAGCUAAAAAACAAAACUGCAAAAGCCAUUCUUUGUGGGGCUUUCAGGCAGCAGGACAGCUUUUCAUGGGCUUGUAUCGUGCCCUUCUCAUACAACUGUCAUCCAGGCACAUUGCAAUGGUUCUCUCAGUCUGGAGCUCUCUGUCAAGGUUGUAAGGCAGGCUGCGUGCUGGAACAGACCCAGGGCGGCGCGGCGCGGCUGGAGGCUGGCAGAGGGGGCCGCCUGCGGGAGCGCGCAGCGGUGCGAGCUGCGCUCUCGCUCUCCUGCGUGCUCCUUGACUCUGCUCUAGCUGCCUGCGGAGCUCUCCCUGGGAAGAUGAGGCUGCAUUGCACCCGCGCGGAUCUGGGCCUUGCUCUGGAGCUGCUCUCCGGCAACUU
Messenger RNA from Struthio camelus australis, 7389 nucleotides. Lineage: Eukaryota; Metazoa; Chordata; Aves; Struthioniformes; Struthionidae. The record is from RefSeq and is a predicted model, not a curated record.